Angiostrongylus costaricensis is the source of this 762-nucleotide messenger RNA. NCBI's taxonomy places the organism in Eukaryota, Metazoa, Nematoda, Chromadorea, Rhabditida, Metastrongylidae. The record is from the annotation of a GenBank genome assembly.
UUUAAACCGAGCGAUACUUCCGAAACGUCAGCUAGCAUUGUAUUGUAUUGUGUUUUCUACGGAAGUAAAUGUAUGCUGUUUAAAAGCCUCGCGAUUGCUGAACAAGAAAAUGACGCAUUCUUAUUCACUACAAUUUUUUUCUUCAAUAACUGGUUGAGAUUAGGUGGAUCAACGCUUUUUUUUUCUCAGAUAAACGUCUUCAAAGAGUUGCACCAACGGAUAACACUUUAUCCGCCCACGUUCGACAGUUUUUUGGAAAAUCCAACCCUUAACCGUUUUCCGGAUGUUUUAUGCCUCGACAGAUCAAGAGUGAAAUUGAGCACGAAAUACGGAAAUGGGAACUAUUGUCAUGCCAGUUAUGUGGAUUCUUACGAACGAAAAGAUGGUUAUGUGUUCUCCCAAGCACCGUUUUCAGAAGAAACAGAAGAGUUGUUUUGGAGGAUGGUGAUCGAUGUUGAUCCAAAAAUGAUUGUUGUACUUGGUAGUGUAGAGGCCAGCUAUUUAUUCAUAUUUUAUUGUGUAACGUUUCAGGAUGGUAACGAACAAAUGAUGAGAUGCUUUUGGUCGCAUGAAGGCGAAAAGAUUUACUCGAAUUCCAUCAGAGUUUGUCUCGUAAGAGUUCAAAGGGUGAGCGUAUUAGAGGAAAAUAUUAUUUACAAAGUGAUUUUUAAUACACACCGGAACCACAAAACUUGUUCCGGUAACGGAUCUCCCUCCCACCGAUUUGUAGCUGCUUGUGGUGAUCCAAGGUGGAGACGCUGA